Messenger RNA from Condylura cristata (star-nosed mole), 1237 nucleotides. RefSeq names its product DNA dC->dU-editing enzyme APOBEC-3G-like. NCBI's taxonomy places the organism in Eukaryota, Metazoa, Chordata, Mammalia, Eulipotyphla, Talpidae. The record is from RefSeq and is a predicted model, not a curated record. Gene Ontology annotation, biological process: cytidine to uridine editing; defense response to virus; negative regulation of single stranded viral RNA replication via double stranded DNA intermediate. Gene Ontology annotation, molecular function: RNA binding; cytidine deaminase activity; zinc ion binding. The annotation marks the transcript as partial. Gene Ontology annotation, cellular component: nucleus; cytoplasm; P-body. The transcript is spliced from 6 exons.
UCCAUCCUGUCUUUCCAGUUUGAGCCUGGGCCACAGAUCCACCCCGAGCUCUGCUUCCUCUCCUGGCUUGAGGAGGUUCUGCUCUCUCAGGCGCUGCCCUGCGCACAGUACCACGUCACCUGGUUCCUGUCCUGGAGCCCUUGCGCCCGCUGUGCGGGGCAGGUGGCCGCCUUCCUGCAGCAGCACCGCAACGUGGACCUGAGCGUGUUCGCCGCCCGCCUCUACUACCACUGGGAGCCCGAAUACCAGGAGGGGCUCCGCGGCCUGUGCCAGCAGGGGGCCCAGGUGGACAUCAUGUCCUUCCAACACUUUAGAUACUGUUGGGACAACUUUGUCUACAACUGGGGAAAGAGCUUUAGGCCCUGGAAUAAUCUACAGGAAAACUAUGAUUCCCUGGUCACAGAGCUUGAGAGUUUCAGACACAGGAUGGACGCGCACACCUUCUACUGGACCUUCGGGAACACGCGCUGGCCGAAGGAGACGCACCUGUGCUACGAGCUGGAGCUCCGGGAGGGCGGCUCCUGGGCCCCCCUGGCCCGAAGCAAGGGCUUCCUGAGCAACAAGAGCGCAGACGCAGGGGAGCUGGCCCACGCGGAGCGGCUUUUCUUGAAACGGAUCAGUUCGUGGAUGCUGGACCGGAGAGAACACUACAGGGUCACCUGCUUCAUCUCCUGGAGCCCGUGUGCUGACUGCGCCGCCCGGCUGGCCGCUGUCCUCCGGGAGACGCGCCACGUGCGCCUGCGCAUCCUCGCGGCCCGCAUAUACCGCCGCCCCGGCUACGAGCAGGGGCUGCGGGCGCUGCGGCGGGCUGGGGCCCGCGUGGCCGUCAUGCAGGCCCAGGACUUUCAGCACUGCUGGAAGACCUUCGUGGACCACCAGGAAAGACCCUUUGAGCCCUGGGAAGGGCUGGAGGAGCAGAGUGAGGACCUGUCCAGGGAGCUGCUGCGCGUGCUCCAGGCGGCAGACGAGGCAGCUGACGACGGGAUGAGGCGCGGUCAAGACGCGUGAGCUCACCCGCCGCCGCCACCCCCAGCUCGACCCGGGAAAGCCAAGUCAGUGAAUUCACAAGAAAAACAUACUCAUCGCGCGCACUGCUUUUCGUUGAAUGUAUCUCAUAUUCCAACUCUCACCACAGUGGCUGUUUCCAAUACUGUCUGAAUAGGCCUUGAGUUUUAGCGAUGUAAAUACUUAAAUUGAUCUGAAAUCCCGUGGAAUAAAGAGAAAUGUGAACAACCUU